Messenger RNA from Thamnophis sirtalis, 634 nucleotides. NCBI's taxonomy places the organism in Eukaryota, Metazoa, Chordata, Lepidosauria, Squamata, Natricidae. The record is from RefSeq and is a predicted model, not a curated record.
AUGAUUGUCCUGGGCAACCAGAUCCACAUGUACGUGACGUCAGAAGAAUACGGUGCCUCCAUUUCCAAUUUGUCGAUGUACGAGUCGGUGUCCUCCGACAUCCUGCAGCGCUGGGUCUAUCCCAUCACCCCAGAAAUGAACUUCAUCAACGAGAAGCCGAGCUGCACUCACUCCCGGCACAAUAUCUACCGGGGGGCAGAAGUGAGCCUGGGCCACGAGAGUGUGCUGGAAGAGAAUGUUCUCAUUGGGCAAAGAACAUCCGUGGGCACGAAAUGCUGCAUCACCAACAGCGUCAUUGGGCCCAAUUGCAAAAUAGGCUACAACACAGAAGAGGUUGGCUUAGAAGGCAGGGGUUACCUUUGGAAAGCAGCCGACGAAAACGAAGCAGACCAGGAGGAACAAAGACACAGCCUUUGGGGCCUCACCGUCAAGUCUGAAGACGAAAGUGACUCUGACAGUGAGAUAAACUUUGGGUCCGUGCAGACGGACAGCUGGACAGAUUCCCCUCAGAUGGACGACAUCGAAGUUUUCCAGAAAGAGGUGCUGGGGACUUUGCAAAGAGGUGAAGAAGAGAAAAUCUCUUGCGACAAUCUGGUUCUGGAGAUCAACUCUCUCAAGUAAGACAUGGGUCACG